UCCAAGCGCGCGGCGCCAGUGCCUCUUUCCGUUUCUUCUGCGCGACCGAUCGGACGCUCGGAUCAUUGGAAUACUUCUGCGCGUUAAUCGGGAACGGCUGGAAAUCGUCUUUUUGGAUUCAUCUCGACUGUAGUUUUUACACCCGAACUGUUUCGAGGUCUUGGCAACGCCGCGAGCUUGUUUGUGGUUCACGCUAUCUGUGUCGGUAGUCUCGAGCUGAUCUUUGAGUUUGGAUGUUACUGCGCUUUUGCACCGCUCCGCACAUUCCCAAAUGACUGAGAGAGGAAUCAACGGGAGACUUUGUUCUCCGUCCCGCGCCUCUACGGCGACCGUCGGGUAAAGUUCGAGCGACAGGAAUGAUGGUUCAUCUUCCGUGAGGUUUGCGAAAUUGUUUAUUCAUUGACCACGACGCGGAAAACACCAUCUCCACCGACUCAACGAGGACCUCUCUGGAAUUACUAUUUUCUGGAUUUAUUCGCAAAACAUGAAGACUUUUAUUGUUGAGGGUGGUCGUCUCCUCUGCCUGGUGUUAUGGCUUAACCUGGUGCCAGUGAUGAAUGGCUGCCCAGCAAAAUGCGUGUGCUACAGCGAGCCGAGGCCAACCGUGGCCUGUCAACAGCAGGGUCUGUUCUCCAUCCCCACAGAGAUCCCCGUCCGCAGCCAGCGAAUAUUCCUGCAGAGCAACAAACUGACUGUGGUCCGAUCGACUAGCUUUAGUUCUGUGCAUAAUCUCACGGUCCUGUGGAUGUACUCAAACAACAUCAGCCAUAUCGAGGCGGGGGCAUUUUAUGGGUUGGAGAGACUGGAAGAGUUAGACAUCGGCGACAACAGCAACCUUCGGAUCAUAAGUCCCACUGCGUUUCGGGGCCUGACAAAGCUGCAUACCCUUCACCUACACAGGUGCGGACUGUCCGAGCUCCCGGUCGGAGUUUUCAGAGGACUGUUCUCUCUUCAGUAUCUGUAUCUGCAGGAUAACAACCUUUUAGCCCUGCAAGACGACACUUUCAUGGACCUGGCAAACCUCACCCACCUGUUCUUACACAACAACAAGAUCAAGGUCGUGACUGACCACAUGUUGCGAGGGUUGAUCAACCUUGACCGUCUGCUCUUGCAUCAGAACCGCAUCAUACAUGUGCAACAGCGGUCUUUCAAUGACCUUGGCAAGCUGACAACCUUGUUUCUCUUCUACAACAACCUCACCAUGUUGAUGGGGGAGGCCAUGAAUCCUCUAGUGUCCCUCCAGUAUCUAAGGCUGAAUGGAAACCAGUGGAUUUGUGACUGUAGAGCCAGGCCGUUGUGGGACUGGUUCAAACGCUUCAAAGGUUCCAGCUCCGAAUUGGAAUGCCACCUCCCGAGCACUCUGAUCGGGAAAGAUCUAAAGCGACUUAAAAGCGAUGACCUGGAGGGUUGCGUGGACACUCCGUCCCAGGUCCAAACCAGCAUCUUUAACACAAAGGCACGUUCUGGAAAGUUCCUCUCACUCGAUGACCCACUUGUAGAAAGCAUUCCCAGAUGUUGUCUUUCGGCUAAUGACAAAUCCUCCAUCAUCUCCAGCAAAUCUCUCCCUGAUCCUUCAUCCUACAAUAGCCGCCAGAUCACCAACAAUCCCCUGAAAGAGAAGGAGAACAUUUCCAAGACCAAGUUUCGGGAGGGCGAGCGAACAAAAAACGACACUCGUAAUAAGCAAAGUCUCAACGAUGGUCCUUUGGGAACCCUUUCCAACAACCUUGACCAGUCCUUGGACAAAAUAAACCCAGAGCUGCUAGACAAUCUGGAACCUUCAACAGCUCCGUCUAGAAAGAAAAAAAAGUGCUCCAAGAAGCCCAAAUCGGACCAGUCGUGUUUAAAGGGUCACGGAUCUACCAUCGAAGUAUUGGGCCUUCUUUUGAUCGCUGUGGUCUGGAUUUCCAUGGACUUCUCCUAGUUCAUACACACGUUCACCUGUUUGCUCUUGACAAUGACACAAAAUACCUGCAGCAGCCUACGUGGACAGGCAAAGACACUGAAAAGGGGGUUACGAGUCAGCCCGCAUGGUUGAGAAAAAAGUUACAAAAGCUAAAGACGUGUUACCAGGAAUGAAUGCCUUUACUGAAUACAACAUGAGA
Triplophysa rosa is the source of this 2105-nucleotide messenger RNA. RefSeq names its product reticulon 4 receptor (gene rtn4r). Gene Ontology annotation, molecular function: protein binding. The transcript is spliced from 2 exons. Gene Ontology annotation, cellular component: plasma membrane. The record is from RefSeq and is a predicted model, not a curated record. Lineage: Eukaryota; Metazoa; Chordata; Actinopteri; Cypriniformes; Nemacheilidae. The coding region runs from base 485 to 1924 and encodes 479 amino acids.